UGGAGCAUCAUGGGUGAUGGCCCCGGAUAAGGCGGUGGUGCUGUAGCAAGGCGAGCCUUGGUUUGGCGUCCAUUAGACGACUCGCUCGGAGCUCAGCCGGGAAGCUCCCCAGACACUGGAGCAAGUGUGAAGCCGGAGAAGUUUCCGCUAUCUCAAGUCUGUCCACUUCUCCAAGGAGCUACCGGCAGGCUUCUGGGCCAUGUGUCCCCCAGUCAGCGUUCGCCAUGGGGCCAAGGGCAUGUCUUGCCUCUAUGCGGCCUGGCUCUACCAGCUUGUCCACGGAGACCAGAUGAAGAUCUGCUUUGCUUGCUUCAAGGCAGCUUUCCUGGUAGUUAAGAACAUGCUGGAGAUGGGAGACUGGGACGAGGAAGAGUGGAGUGCUGAGCCCAUGGAACUCUCGGAGGCAGGACCUGAUUCGGAGCAGUGGGCAGGCUUUAGCUGGGGAGAGGGGCAAGGGCAUCUGCCGCAUGGCACUCCUGUCUCUACAGGUCCUGGUAUCCUGACACCAGGCCCUGUAGGGACAGAGGGGAUAGCACUGGGACCCCAGCCUGUACCCACUGAGCUGGGGCCUCAGGAAGCUGUACCCCUGGACCUGGGCCCUGAGGAUGCUGAGUGGACCCAGGCCCUUCCCUGGAGAUUUGAUGGUCUUUCUCCCUGCUCCCACUGGCUUAUCCCCCCUUUAUCCUGGUGGGAUAUUUUCAGUGUAAGCCCAUCUCCUGGGCAACCUGUACUGUUGGAGUUGAGCCCCAUCUGGCCCAUGGAUCCGUUGGAAGCAGAAGCCUGGUUGGUAGACCUGAAGUUCGUCUUCCUGUUGGGUGGCUUCGAUGCCAUCUGCUACCUGCUGUCAAUGACUCCCUGCUGGGCUGUGAGGACCCGGGUCCAGCGCUGGCAGAUGUUGCUGGAUCCUGGUGAGGUGAGGGUGGCUCAGCUACAGAAUGCACCUGAACAGCAGGACCUGAACCGCUGGAAGCUGAGCAUCCUGGAGUCCUCGGAGCUGGGGGUGGAGAUGGUGCCCGCUGACUGCAGCCUGCGGAAGGGAGGCUUCAAGGUGCACUCCUACCUGCCCUGGCACAAUAGCACCCCGGAGGCCUGGAGCAGGGAACCAGGGGAGAGGCUGUUUAUCAUGGAAGUUAUUUCUCUGAGGGAGCUGCCCUGCUUCCGCUCCCCCUCCCCUGAUUCACACAACUGAGGGAAUGAUGCUCAGGCAGCCUCCAUUGUCCUUCCUGUACCAGGGCUCCAGGGACUGUGAAGUGCCAGAGGUUGCCUGUCCUCAUCCACAGGUCCAGGAGGAUGUCCAUCAUCUUUAGGGGAGGGCCUCAGAGAAUCCUGGCUGAGUUGUCCUCAGUUGACUGUUCAGUGUUGGAGGGUAAGGCCCUGCUUCAUGUGUAGGGGGAAGACUUGUGUACCAAGUAUUAUGGGGGACUUAGGUGUAGGUGAGGACACAGGAAAUGUGGCAACACCAAGUCAGGUGUGGUUGACCCACGCAUGUUCUGAACUUGACUUCUUCUGAGAGGCCACGAGUCCUGGUUUCAGAGUUGACUGUUAAUGCUGUUCGUUCAUUUUCUGCCCUGUGCACGUUUCUGUUUAAUAAAGUUGUUAACAUUUUCA
This is a messenger RNA of Peromyscus leucopus (white-footed mouse), 1608 nucleotides long. Its product is annotated as testis-expressed protein 19.2. The transcript has 3 exons. Bases 200 to 1189 code for a protein of 329 amino acids. Gene Ontology annotation, cellular component: cytoplasm; nucleus. Lineage: Eukaryota; Metazoa; Chordata; Mammalia; Rodentia; Cricetidae. The record is from RefSeq and is a predicted model, not a curated record. Gene Ontology annotation, biological process: male gonad development; spermatogenesis; placenta development.